This is a messenger RNA of Nicotiana attenuata, 514 nucleotides long. RefSeq names its product DNA replication ATP-dependent helicase/nuclease DNA2-like. The coding region runs from base 38 to 361 and encodes 107 amino acids. The record is from RefSeq and is a predicted model, not a curated record. The transcript has 5 exons. Lineage: Eukaryota; Viridiplantae; Streptophyta; Magnoliopsida; Solanales; Solanaceae.
UCAUCAGCAGUUGUGGCGAAUUCAUAAAGAUGAAUUUAUGGGUUCGAUUGCAAUUAUGAGAUACAACCUCAUACAACUAUUUCUGCAAAAUGAGCAGAGUUCUCAUCUGAGGAAGAUGAUAGUUGAUCUGGAGGUGCCUAGGUUUGAUAGUGGAUGUCAAUUUAGUCAAGAGCCUGCCAUCUCAUACAUUUGGUCAGAGAAAAACUUGAAUGACGAUCAACGCCGAGCCAUACUUAAGAUACUUACGGCAAAGGAUUAUGCGCUGAUACUAGGAAUGCCAGGGACAGGUAUAAGCUGUGAAGGCGCUGUUGAUGAGAGGUUCUUCCAUUUUGCUUACCUCCUAUACAUUCUCAGCUGUUGAUAAUCUGCUUCUCAAACUGAAGGCUCAGUGAAUGGGCAUUAAGGAGUAUCUCCAGCUGUCAUUUGAAGCUCUGCUGGAAGUAUGUGUUCUCUCAUGGAGUAAGGGGUUGAAGGAGCCAUCAAGGAAUUGGAUGAUAUCCCUUUAGAAAAGGCU